Marasmius oreades (fairy-ring Marasmius) is the source of this 495-nucleotide messenger RNA. RefSeq lists its product as uncharacterized. Gene Ontology annotation, molecular function: transmembrane transporter activity. The transcript has 2 exons. NCBI's taxonomy places the organism in Eukaryota, Fungi, Basidiomycota, Agaricomycetes, Agaricales, Marasmiaceae. The record is from RefSeq and is a predicted model, not a curated record. Gene Ontology annotation, cellular component: membrane. Bases 1 to 495 code for a protein of 164 amino acids.
AUGACGAUACCCCCCUAUGCAGCAGCUCUCGGCGUUGCAUUGUUCGUCGGUUACGCUUCAGAUUACUUCGCAGUCCGGGGAGUGUCAAUCGGGCUUUGUAAUAUAUUGACAAUCAUAGGACUUGGAAUCUACUUUGGUUCCCAGGUACAUCUAGUGCGAUACGGCUGCCUCAUUAUCGUUAUAUCCGGUAGUCUUUCAGUUGUUGGGCUCAUAACCGCAUGGGUUGCGAAUAACGCAUUUCCUUACAUACGAAGAGCAUCCGCUUUGGCGAUUUCUGGUAUGGCGUUCGGUAUGGGUUUGAUAAUGAUGGUCUGGUUGGCUGGGAAUAUCGGUCGGGAUACGAUGACCGUUGUUUUGUUGGCGUUGGCGGCAGCGGAAGGGAUGAUUUCUAUCGUAAACACCGUUUGGUUGAGGUGGAAGAACGAGAUGAUGAAUUGUAUGAGGGAGGAUGAUCGGUAUGGGGAUGAUUCGAAGUGGUUCAUGUAUACCCUGUGA